GAGUGUCCUUGUUCAUUAAGUCACAAGCAAGAAGCCAACCAAGCAGCCAACAUGAAGUUCACCUUCGCUUUCGUCCUGAUCGCUCUGUUCGCGGUGUUCGCCGUCUCACAGGCACUGCCUCAGCCUGAGGAGGCCGCCGCUGCUUCCACUACCAAUACUGAUGGAGCUAGUGCUAACACCCAGCUCGUGCUGGAGCUUACCCCGGAGGAGGCCGCCGCAGUCGAGGCAAUGGGAGGUCGUGGAUUCUGGAAAAAGUUGUGGGGAGGCGUCAAAACGGCCAUCACUGUUGGCUGCAAGCUGACGAACUGCUUGGGAUGAAGAUAGUUGGUGUAAAAUUAUUAUGUUUUGAAUAAACAAUGGAUAUUAUGUAGCGUACAAA
Anopheles coluzzii is the source of this 379-nucleotide messenger RNA. RefSeq lists its product as uncharacterized. The transcript has a single exon. The record is from RefSeq and is a predicted model, not a curated record. Lineage: Eukaryota; Metazoa; Arthropoda; Insecta; Diptera; Culicidae. Bases 52 to 318 code for a protein of 88 amino acids.